AUGAAAAGUAUUAUUACAUUAAGUAACUUACCUCUAGACCCACCCCUUGGAUGUUCCGUUACUGAUGAUGUCAGAACUGUUGCUCAAAGAUUUAAGAAACUAAAAGUUCAUUGUUUGUUGGUUUAUUCUCAAAAUAAAGUUCUAGUUGGUGUUAUUACCACCAAAGAUUUAGCAUUUCGUUCUAAUUUAAAUAGCAACGUUAAAAUUAAAGAUAUCUACACAAGAAACCCAUUGAUUAUAGAUGAUCACACGGAACUCAUAACGGCUUUAAGGAUCAUGUGUCAGAAGAAAAUUAGACAUUUGAUUAUCAAAAAUAAUAAAGCUAAUAAUCACGAAGAUAUUGUAGGUAUAUUUGAUAUUACUAAAAAUUUAAAAAAAGUAAUCCCCAGUUUAGAUAGAUUUGAUUAUAAUUAUUCACUAAAAAUGGUCCUUCAAGAUGGUCAUUAUUUCACUAAGCCAGUGAUUAUAGGUCUAGAUUCCACCAUAUCUGAGGCAUUGGCUUUAAUGCGAAAAUAUAAUACCACUGCUAUUUUGGUGAAGGAUGUUGUCAAUAAUACCAAUGCUGAAUAUGCUCACCAACUUUUAGAUUUUAAUAUUAUUGGUAUUUUAACCAGCAAAGAUAUUGUUUAUAGAGUGCUAGUUGACCCAGAUAUUGAGCCUAGUAUAAGUAAAAUCACGAGGGUUAUGACCAUUAGACCAAAUUUUGCUUACAGUUCAAAUUUAGUAUCGGAAGCAUUGCAAAUGAUGUUUAAGGGUAAUUUUCUAAACUUGCCCGUUAUUGACGAAAACGAACAGGAUAAAUUGAUAGGAAUGGUAUCUGUUUUACAACUAACACAUGCAGAAAUAAUUGCUAGAGAAAAGGAAGAAAAUGAUCUUUAUUGGGAAACUUUCAAAAACGCCCUACAAUAUCCUGUUUUUUUAGUUUUCAAGAUUUUUAAUUGCGACGAAACAAGCGAACACAAAAGGAGUUUGAAGAUAGAAAACAGAAUUAAAACUAUUCGAAUUAUGUAUGAUGAGAAAGAAAAUAUAUUUGCCCAGCUAAAUACUCAGUUGAAAAGUUGCAACAUCACAACGGAUAACAUGUAUUUUUAUAUUUCCGAAACAAAAAGUGUUAAAAUAUCGAGCGAUAGGGAUUUGAAACAAUGUCUACUGGAAAAACAAACGUCGUUUGCUUUAUAUAGGCAUAAUCUAAUAAUAGAGUUAUUGAUUGUGGGAAAUGGAAAUAAAGUAAAAGAUCAACCUAAUAAUCAACCACCCCCAUUUACCACCAAGGAUCACAAAGAAUCAGCAAAAGACAGUAAACAAGAGACAAAAAAUAAACCUGUAGCAUUGAAAAUGGUGACUAAUUUUUUUAAAAAAAUUAAAAGUAAUCAUAAUCACAAUGGUAGUAAUUAUUUAUUUAUAAACUACACCAUGUUUUUCUUUCUUGGCUUUUUCGUUGGUAGAAAAUUAAAAAUAUAA
Molecule: messenger RNA, 1461 nt
Organism: Saccharomycodes ludwigii
Lineage: Eukaryota; Fungi; Ascomycota; Saccharomycetes; Saccharomycodales; Saccharomycodaceae
Exons: 1
Coding region: 1-1461 (486 amino acids)
Source: RefSeq, a predicted model, not a curated record